This is a messenger RNA of Caenorhabditis bovis, 1539 nucleotides long. Lineage: Eukaryota; Metazoa; Nematoda; Chromadorea; Rhabditida; Rhabditidae. The record is from the annotation of a GenBank genome assembly.
AUGACGGUGAUUCUCAAAAAAGAGGGUACCAAAAAAGCCAACGGGAUCUCAAAUGGAGUGGCCAGCGAAAUUAUUCGUCCAACAUGGAAAUUGACCGACAGUGAGCCCGUUUGGUAUGUCUUGUGGCUCGUUCGAAUUAACAUCUUCGUUAUGGUCUUCGGUGCAUUUGUCGCUUCAUAUUUAGAACGAUUUGGUCUGAUUCGUAGCAAAAGUGCUAAAGGAGAUCGUCGAAUGAGGGAUUUCGCACCACUGGAUAACCAUUUCGACGCUACUUAUACUAACCAUAUCUAUCGUCCAUCAACCGAUGUUGUUAAUCGACCGAUCAGUGGAGUUCCUGGGGCGAUUGUUCGUCUUAAAGAUCGUUACUCUGAUGAUUUUGGGUGGACCCAAAGAUUUACGGGUACAGAAUCAGAAGUCAUUAAUCUAGGAUCUUACAAUUAUUUGGGAUUUUCGCAUCGAACUGGAAUUUGUGCGGAAACUGCAGCAGAAUAUAUUGAUAAGUAUGGAUUGAACUGCGGAGGGACACGAAAUGAAAGAGGAUCACAUCAAGUGCACAGAUCUGCUGAAAAAUGCAUCGCAAAUUAUAUUGGAGUCGAAGAUGCGGUCAUUUUUCCAAUGGGUUUUGCAACGAACGCUAUGAAUAUUCCCGCUUUGGUCGAUAAGAAUUCUUUGAUAUUAUCCGACCGUCUGAAUCAUUCCUCUCUUGUAACCGGUUGCCGUUUAUCAAACGCAACUAUCCGAGUGUUCCGCCAUAAUGACGCCGCUCAUUGUGAAAAAGUUUUGCGAGAUUCGUUGUGCGAAGUUAGUCCAAAAUCGGGUAAAAAGUACAAUAAAGUAUUGAUUAUUAUAGAAGGAAUUUACAGUAUGGAAGGAACAAUUGUUGACUUGCCAUCGUUCAUCGCUAUUAAAAAGAAGUACAACUGUUAUCUAUUUUUGGAUGAGGCUCACAGUAUUGGUGCUAUUGGACCCACUGGCCGCGGUGUUGUGGAAUAUUGGGGGUGUGAUCCGACUGAUGUUGAUAUUAUGAUGGGUACACUCACAAAAUCGUUUGCAUCUGCAGGAGGAUAUAUGGCAGGACAAAAGAAAAUUAUGGAUCAUAUUCGGCUUCAUUCUUCUGGAUUCUGUUAUGGAUCCACUAUGUCACCUCCACUUGUUGCUCAAGUUGAAAAAGCCCUUGCUAUUAUGUGCGGAGAAGACGGAAGUGACAUUGGGAAAAACAAAGCUAAACAAUUAUUGACCAACACUAGAUACUUGCGUGAGCGUUUGAAGAAAAUGGGAUUUCUUGUUUAUGGACAUCAAGAUAGUCCUGUUGUUCCUGUUAUGACCUUUUUCAUUACUAAAGUCGUCGAGUUUUCGCGACGUAUUUUAAAACGAAACAUUGGUUUGGUGGCCGUCGGUUAUCCAGCUACCCCUCUUCUCGAAGCUCGGAUUAGGAUAUGUUUAAGUGCUGAUCACACUCAAGAGCAUUUGGAUUAUAUCCUUGAAGCGAUGGAAACUGUCGGAAAAGAAACCGGAAUUAUGUAUGGGAAAGGAACCUAG